Molecule: messenger RNA, 2069 nt
Organism: Orcinus orca (killer whale)
Lineage: Eukaryota; Metazoa; Chordata; Mammalia; Artiodactyla; Delphinidae
Gene: STAM2
Product: signal transducing adaptor molecule 2
Exons: 14
Coding region: 244-2055 (603 amino acids)
Biological process (GO): signal transduction
Cellular component (GO): endocytic vesicle
Molecular function (GO): ubiquitin binding; phosphatidylinositol binding
Source: RefSeq, a predicted model, not a curated record
ACGCAGGGAAUCCCAGAACACCUCGCCCCCUGCAGAACUGCCGCCGGCAUUGCAGCUCCCGGUCCUCUGGCGUCGCCAAGUUAUAGGCUCGACAACUUCCGGCCCUGAAGGUCCCCCCUCCAUGGCUUGCCGGGGUCCUAGCGAUGGAAAGGUGGCCUCGGCGGCCGCCUGACCCCUACGGGGGCUUCGGAUCAGGGCUGCCGCCUCCUCCCGGAGGGCGGCGGCUACAGGGCCGCUGAGAAGAUGCCCGCAGCUGGUGGGACCUCAUACCGGGAGGAGAGGUCGGGGCGGAGCGCAAGGGCGGAACGCGGACCUGGAGCUGGUCCGUCAGGCAGGAGUGGGGCAGGUGCGGUGGCGGAAGUGCCGGACGCGACUGGAGCCGAGCCGUCUAGGAAGCCGGGGCCGUGGGUACCCCAGCCCGGAGCAGCUGCAGAGCCUCCGCCUGACCGCAGCAACUUGGGCUCGGGCGCCGGCGAGAUGCCUCUGUUCACCGCCAACCACUUCGAGCAAGAUGUGGAAAAGGCCACAAAUGAGUACAACACUACAGAAGAUUGGAGUCUUAUUAUGGACAUAUGUGACAAAGUUGGAAGCACUCCUAAUGGAGCAAAAGAUUGCCUAAAAGCCAUAAUGAAAAGGGUAAAUCAUAAGGUUCCUCAUGUUGCUCUGCAGGCGUUAACUCUUCUUGGGGCUUGUGUGGCAAACUGUGGAAAGAUAUUUCAUUUAGAAGUAUGUUCCCGUGAUUUUGCAACAGAAGUACGUGCUGUGAUAAAAAAUAAGGCUCAUCCUAAAGUAUGUGAAAAACUGAAAUCUUUAAUGGUGGAGUGGUCAGAAGAAUUUCAGAAGGACCCUCAGUUUAGUCUGAUAUCUGCAACUAUUAAAUCUAUGAAAGAAGAAGGAAUUACUUUUCCUUCAGCAGGUUCUCAGACUGUCUCAGUUGCUGCCAAGAAUGGUACGUCAUUGAACAAAAACAAAGAAGAUGAGGAUAUAGCUAAAGCUAUUGAAUUAUCAUUGCAAGAGCAGAAGCAGCAGCACACAGAGACAAAAUCUUUAUAUCCAUCUGCAGAAAUUCCAUCAAAUAAUAAAGUUGCAAGGAAAGUGAGAGCUUUAUAUGAUUUUGAAGCUGUGGAGGACAAUGAACUCACCUUUAAACAUGGUGAAAUUAUUAUUGUUUUGGAUGACAGUGAUGCCAAUUGGUGGAAAGGAGAAAAUCACAGAGGAAUAGGACUCUUCCCAUCUAAUUUUGUAACAACUAAUUUAAACAUAGAACCUGAGGCAGCUGUGGACAAAUUGAAUGUAAUUGAUGAUGAAGAGGAGGAAAUUAAGAAAUCAGAGCCUGAGCCUGUUUAUAUAGAUGAGGAUAAGAUGGAUAGAGCCCUGCAAGUACUGCAGAGUAUAGAUCCAACAGAUUCAAAACCAGACUCCCAAGACCUCUUGGACUUAGAAGAUACCUGCCAACGGAUGGGUCCAAUGAUAGAUGAAAAACUUGAAGAGAUUGAUAGGAAGCAUUCAGAAUUGUCUGAAUUGAAUGUAAAAGUCUUGGAAGCUCUGGAACUAUAUAACAAGUUGAUGAAUGAAGCACCAGUAUAUUCAGUCUAUUCAAAGAUCCAUCAUCCAGCACAUUACCCACCUUCAUCAGCUGGAGUUCCAAUGCAGACAUAUCCAGUUCAACCACAUGGUGCAAACUAUAUGGGUCAAAGUAUUCACCAAGUCACUGUUGCCCAAAGCUACAGCCUAGGACCAGAUCAAAUCGGUCCACUGAGAUCGCUGCCUCCAAAUGUGAAUUCCUCAGUGACAACACAGCCUGCUCCAACUCCGUAUUUAAGUGCUGGACAAGACACUGUUUCCAAUCCUACUUACAUGAAUCAGAACUCUCACCUUCAAUCAGCUACUGGUGCAGCUGCUUACACGCAGCAAAUGGGGAUGUCUGUGGAUCUGUCGUCUCACCAGAGCACUACUUCCAGUUUGCCGCGGUCGGCAGGCUUUGCAGUGGCAGCUCCAGCUCAUUCAGUUUCACAGCAGCAAACAGAUUACCCUCAGCAGCAGCCUCUCCUUUAAAAACAAACCAAGCA